Molecule: messenger RNA, 441 nt
Organism: Caenorhabditis elegans
Lineage: Eukaryota; Metazoa; Nematoda; Chromadorea; Rhabditida; Rhabditidae
Gene: ZK673.5
Exons: 1
Coding region: 1-441 (146 amino acids)
Source: RefSeq, marked reviewed
AUGGAGUACUCUUACAUUCCAUCCGCAGCUCUUUACAACAAUGCUGAUAUUUUCCAAUUCUUCCCUCGGAACAAGCGUCUCAAUUCUCAUCAAAAGUCUCGCCUUGAUGAGCAUGCUCGGAAAAUGGCUGCUUUCAUGAUGGAGAGACAAGAAGAAUACCGCUACUACGAGAACUUGGCCAAUCAGGAACAGUUCUCCGAUGACAAUGGAAUGGAAUCAGGAUUCUGCAGUGGAGCCACUUCAACUGGACAAUCAGCUUCAACAUCUCCUGCUCCAGUUCAGCUCAUUCCAAACCCAUUCUUUGAUCCAGAAUAUGUUGCUGCCAAAACUCAGUCUCCAGUGAAGCUCGUCACCAACCCAUUCUUCAAUCCAGAGCUUGUCGAGGAAAUCAAGAAGAAGUCCCAGAAGAGAAACGAGAAGUCUGCUCCUGUUUCUGCCUAG